AUGCGCCUACUCAACACCUCUACUUUAAAUCUCCACUACUUUGGUGACGAUAUACCGCUUUAUGUGAUUCUCUCCCAUGUUUGGGGAAGAGGCGAAGUCACCUUCGAUGAUAUCGACAAGUCGCAUGCGAAGGGCAUGCUCGGUUACAAAAAGAUCGCGGAGUGCUGCGACAAAGCUGUUCAAGAUGGGUUCGAAUGGGUCUGGAUCGAUACCUGCUGCAUAGACAAGAAGAGUUCAGCGGAGCUUUCGGAGGCUAUCAAUUCGAUGUACAGAUGGUACUGGCAAGCGGAGAUAUGCUAUGCUUAUCUUAAGGAUGUAGCCGAGGACGAGGAUUAUGUAGACGAAAAGUCCAAGUUUCAAACAUCGCGCUGGUUUCAAAGAGGCUGGACGCUUCAAGAAUUGCUGGCCCCAACAGUAGUCGAGUUCUAUGGCCGAUCGUGGGGGCUCCUAGGAACAAAGUCAAGUCUUCUGGAUGCCGUCCAUGCAGCGACGAAAAUCGAAAAGAAGUACCUUGUUGAUCGAGAUCUGAUCAAGAACGCGAGCGUAGCAACGAAGUUCAGUUGGGCCUCGCUAAGACGGACAACCCGCACUGAAGACAUGGCGUAUUGCUUGUUGGGACUUGUGCAUGUCAACAUGCCCAUGCUAUAUGGGGAAGGAGAACGCGCCUUUUUCCGCCUGCAGCUGGAAAUCAUCAAACAGACUAACGAGCAUACAAUAUUUGCCUGGAAUCCCAACACAGGAGACAGCCGGCCAUCACUAGGUGUACUUGCGCCGUCGCCCACCUUUUUUAAACUUUCCACACAGAUCUCUUCUCAUGACUGGAAAAAAACACCGAGUUCCACGUACGAAAUGACAAAUAGAGGGUUGCGAAUGAAAUUA
Dothidotthia symphoricarpi CBS 119687 is the source of this 879-nucleotide messenger RNA. RefSeq names its product HET-domain-containing protein. The annotation marks the transcript as partial. Lineage: Eukaryota; Fungi; Ascomycota; Dothideomycetes; Pleosporales; Dothidotthiaceae. The transcript has a single exon. The record is from RefSeq and is a predicted model, not a curated record.